Zymoseptoria tritici IPO323 is the source of this 2322-nucleotide messenger RNA. RefSeq lists its product as uncharacterized. Lineage: Eukaryota; Fungi; Ascomycota; Dothideomycetes; Mycosphaerellales; Mycosphaerellaceae. Gene Ontology annotation, biological process: regulation of cell cycle; negative regulation of TOR signaling. The annotation marks the transcript as partial. The transcript is spliced from 2 exons. Gene Ontology annotation, cellular component: TSC1-TSC2 complex. The record is from RefSeq and is a predicted model, not a curated record.
CUCAAAGAUGCCACCAAGGCGUUGUCCGUUCACUUCUCCGGACCGAAAACUCCGCUGUCACUGCCUUCCGAGAGCCGGCGCAUGCUGCAAUCCUUCAUCGAUGAACACGCGGGACGAAUCGCACAUGACGAGACCGCAGGGGCGAAUCAGGAGCUCAGGCAGUUCUGGGAGAGAUACGUGAGCGGGAAUUCGCAGAAAUACGGUGCAUUCAUUGGAGCGUUGAAAGAGCUGAGAUUGGCUAUUGUUACGGACGAGGAUCUACUGGAGUGGUAUUAUGAUGCCGCGAAGCCAGUCUUGACAGGGACCUCCUUCAACAAGCAAGCGGAGGAAGAUGCGCAGGGUUUUGUGGCCAGUUUGUUGAUCUACGACGAGGCGGAGGAGAACGCACAAGUAUGUGCGAGGACCUCGCAGGAGAUAUGCGGCGAUCUACUGAGGGUGUAUCUUGCUCGCACAAGAGGCGUGGCCGAAGACGACGGGUUCGUCGCACCGGAGAAUGCGCAAGUCGCACAGCAAGUCGAGACCGUGUUGGUGACCUUUGGGAAGAAGAUGCCGAAGCAUUUGUUCCACCAUCUCGACGAUCUAAUUCAGAAAGCGGACACUCGUCUCCAAGGCCUGACACUUCUCAGCUCGUUUCUGCGACACCAAGCGCCGCACCUAUACACGGUCAUCCAUACGCCUUUGGUCGAUCACUUGCUGAAGUGCUUGAUGAAUGACACCUCUACGACGAUUCUGUCAGUCGCAAUCACAUGUCUGAUCAUGUUGUUGCCACAUAUUCCCGGUUCAUUGGGCUCUCGACUUUCACGACUGUUUCUCAUAUACAGCAGAUUGCUAUGCUGGGAACGAUUCUCUGCCCUGAGUUCGACGUCGCAAAAGAAUCUGGUUACCGAUAGUCGCUACCCGAUGGAGGAUGACUCCUCACCGGAUAGGGACAACGGAGAUGUUGGGAUCGAUGCCAAUUGGGAAAAGGCUCGACCGAGCGAAGGAGAGAUUCAAGCAACGACACCGGAGCUGAUGACUUACUAUACAUACCUGUACGGAUUGUAUCCCUUACACUUCAUGAGCUACAUCCGCAAACCUCGCCGGUAUCUCAAGAAUGUCGAAUUCCCAGGCGCCGACGAAUUUGAUCUGGAUCAAGCUGUGAUCAGAAGCAGAAGCGAUCAAUUCCGGCAGGUGCAUCUGCUUCAUCCCAACUUUUACAACAUGACAAUGGAAGAAGAGUUGAUCGAUCCAAAGUGGCCGAAGAUGGACGCCGCAGAUGUCGUAGCUGAAUGUCACAGUCUCGCUACCAAUCCAAGACCAUCAUACAUCGGUCCAGGGCCACCACCAGCUUGUAAGCUGCCCGAAUUACCUACUCUCGCAACUGUUGACACGGACAAAUCACGACAUUCGUCGAUGCUUGAUGACUUUCCGAUGCCCACUGCAAGUCUUGGUAGUCUUUAUGCGGCAUCUGAAAAGCCGGCCAAUCCCUCUACCAAUCUCUCUUAUCUCCAGAGAGAGCUUACACUGCUCAAGAACGAUCUCAACUUCGAACGAUGGCACAAGUCUCAAUAUUCGCAGCACAUUGGUCAGCUGAUGCGCAAGAACAUCAAAGAUGCGACCGUGGAAGCCGAGACUCUCAAUCUGAUCAACGCAAAUCGAGCGCUAAAGCAGCAACUGGAACAGGUUCGUAAUGCGCGCGAGGCGACGAUCAAGGAUAGCAAUCUCACCCGGAAGCAAGCGAGCAAUCUUGAGAGUCAUAUGACUGAGCGAUUCAACAAGAUGAAGAGGGAGCAGGAGAUUUGGGCUGCCGAUGCAGACGAGCUUCGUAGACUACGCAUUGAGAUGAAGCACUACCGAGACCUACUCUCCGCCGCGGAGGCGCGCGAGCUGAACAAAUCUCACAAGCUUGAAAUGAUCCAGCGAGAAUUGGGUCAAUUGGAGCAGCUUCAGUCGCAGUUACAAGAAGCCCGUACAAGGGUGCGUGAGAUGGAGUACAAGGAGUUUGAGUUUGAGCAGGCGAAACGAGAAGUGGACAUCUUGAAGAGCGAGAAGGACACGCUCCAGAUGAAGUUGGAACGACAAGAAAUCGAUCGCGAAAGGGCAAAACGAGUCUACGCAGACAGAGUCACAGAGUUGGAGGUCCAGGCCAGCCGGCCCAGUUCCGUGAUGUCGCCACGGGAGGUCAGCUCCGAAUCAGUUGCCGCGAGUUCCCCGGCGUAUCUCGCUCUCCAGCAAGCCCUUGCCGAAGCACAAGGUAGACUCGUUGCGUUGAAGAAAGCGCACACCCGCCUCCUCGAACGGCACACCGACCUCGAGCUCGACUAUCAAUCUCUGCAGAGCCAA